AGCAGCUACAGAAGCAGCAGCCACAGCAGCAGAAGCAGCCUGGGUUGCGGCGGCAGUGGCAGCACCAGCGGCAGCGCUGACACAUCCCACCAUGGACAGCUUCGACUUAGCCCUGCUUCAGGAAUGGGACUUGGAGUCUCUGUGUGUCUAUGAACCAGACAGAAAUGUGUUACGGAGGAAAGAACGGGAAAGGAGGAAUCAGGAAACUCAGCAGGAUGAUGGUGCAUUUAGUACAAGUUACUCCCUCUUCAGUGAACCUUACAAGACUAACAAGGGGGAUGAGCUCUCAAAUCGAAUCCAGAAUACCUUAGGCAGUUAUGAUGAAAUGAAAGACUUCUUGACUGACCGAUCCAAUCAGAGUCACCUUGUUGGAGUUCCCAAACCUGGGGUUCCACAGACCCCUAUGAACAAAAUAGAUGAGCAUUUCAUUGCUGACUCAAGACCGCAGCCUCAGCCUCCUAUCUGCAGCACAUCAUCUUCCACACCAGCAGCUGUACCUGUGCAGCAGAGCAAGAGGGUCACCAUGGGCUGGCAGAAAGUUGGCCAUCCUACAUCUGAUGGCCAGCAGAGGGCAAGCAAACAUGGGCAUAGGUUGCUUGAUUCACACAAUAGUGACUUCAAAUCUGCUAACCAAAAAACCAGUAAUGAGAAACCUAAACACUGUGUCUCAAGCCCCACAUCUUCCUCCUCUUCUUCUUCUUCUUCCUCCUCCAACUCAGCACAACCAGGACCUCCAAGGACCAUGCUUGGAGACAGUGUCAGCAGGCAGCAGUCACGGUCCAAACAAAGCUGCAGUGUGGAAAUGGGUCUUCAACCUCAAGAAAGGACAUCUACCAUGUCUGCCAAACACAGCAGCGGUGGGCACUGUGUUCAGAACUUCCCUCCUUCUCUUGCUUCAAAACCAAGUCUAAUCCAGCAGAAACCAACUGCUUAUGUUCGGCCGAUGGAUGGCCAAGACCAGGCCCCUGAUGAAUCUCCUAAACUCAAGUCUUCAACAGACACUAGUGUACAUUGUGUGCCCUACCGCGGAGUACCUGCAAAUAAAGCUGAAUCAUCCAGGACCAAGGCCAAGCUAGCAAAAUUUAGCAUUCCCAAACAGGGAGAGGACAGUGGAUCAGGCGAUAACAGCUGUGUUGAAGAAAUAUUACGGGAGAUGACCCAUUCCUGGCCUCCACCUCUUUCUGCUAUUCAUACACCUGGUAAAUUAGAACCAAGCAAGUUUUCAUUUCCAAAUAAGGAUUCUCAGCAUGUAUCCACUGGACACAACAAUCCAAAGAAAGGUGAUGCUGAGCCAAAGAGUCCGGACAAUGGUACAUCAAAUACUUCAAUGCUAGAAGAUGACCUAAAGUUAAGUAGUGACGAAGAAGAAAAUGAGCAGCAGGCCGCACAGAGAUCUGCUCUCCGCGUUCUGUCUGACAGCGCGGUGGUUCAGCAGCAGGCCAAUAGCAGACCCUCGGGCCCCUCCAGCAAGGGGUCGAGCAGCGGCAGCUCCAGCAGCAGCAGCAGCAGCUCCAGCGACUCGGAAAGCAGCUCUGGCUCGGACUCGGAGAGCGAAAGCAGCUCCAGUGGGAGUGAAGGCAGCAAGCCUUCUCACUACUCCAGCCCAGAGCCAGAACAAGCUUCUUCCAACAAGUGGCAGCUGGAUAAAUGGCUCAACAAAGUGAAUCCCCAUAAGCCUCCGCUCCUGAACCAAAAUGAGAGCCACGGGUCAGAGGGCAGCCAGUACUACAACCGGGGAAAGGACGAAGUGCAGGAGUGUGGGAAAUUAACCACCCUCUGCCAGACAGGCCUCAGAGAGAAAGAGAUCAAGGGCGCCUGCAAAGAGGAGCAGAGGCCUAGGACUGCUAACAAAGCCCCUGGGACUAAAGGGGUGAAGCAGAAGUCGCCUCCCGCCACUGCGCCUGCGCCUCCCGCAGCCGCAGCCGCCCCCACAGCGCCCCCUGCCGCCCCUGCCGCUGUCCCCGCCGCUCUGAGCUCAGGGCCCGUGGGGGCCGCCCCAGUUGCUGCGGAGGGCGCAGGCGCGCCGCCCCCGCCCCGGAGGUCGGCCUGCAAGAAGCCCCCGAAGAGGACGACGACGACGACGACGACGACGACUACGACGGCGACCACGGAGAGGGCCUCGGCGAGCGAGGGCGCCAACUGCCACCGGCCUGCGGCCGAGGAGCUGGCGGCCAGCGAGGUGCUCGUGGAGAGCCCCGCCCCCGAACCCCCCAAGCCCAGGUCGUGUGGCGGCGGCGCCAGGACGGGCCACCGGAAAGAGCUGCGCUCGUGCUCGGCCGCGGCGGCGGCUGCGGCCUGCGAGAAGCGACGCACUCGGGGCCUGAGCAAGACUGCCCCCAAGUCCAAGGAGUUCAUCGAAACCGAAUCGUCGUCCUCGUCGUCGUCCUCGUCGUCCUCGUCCGACUCGGAGCCGGAAUCGGAGCAGGAGGACUAUCCGGGCCCCAAACCCCCGGCGGGGGGCCCGGCGCCCUCGUCGGCCUCGGCCUCGGCGGGGGGCGACCAGCGGCUCCGGGACGGCGGCCCCGGGAACGGCGGCAACAACAACGGCAACAAGGCCGUGGGCUCCAUCAACGCCAGGACCUCGAGCGACGCCGCAAAGGAGCUCGAGGAGCAGUUCUACACCCUGGUGCCCUUCGGCCGCAACGAGCUGCUCUCCCCGCUCAAGGACAGCGACGAGGUCAAGGCCCUUUGGGUCAAAAUCGAUCUGGCCCUCUUGUCCAGGAUCCCAGAGCCCUCGCCCCCCCAGGAGGCCGCCCUGGCCGCCCCCGGGGCCAAAGAGACAGACCCCGGCCUGCAGAAUCCGGCCCCGGACCUGCCCACCGCCGAGAAGGGGUUGCCGAAAUCUAAGCGGAAACGCAAGUGUGAAAAUGAGGAGGAAUUUAGAGAGAUCAAGAAGACUCAGGGAGAGAAAGAGUGUUCUUCACGACUGACUGCAUUGGCCAGCAGUACUUCAUCAACAAGCCAUUGCCAUUUGAACACCAAUAGCUUGGCAAUACCAAUAAAUAAAAAUGAGAAAAUGCUUCGGUCACCCAUUUCACCCCUCUCAGAUGUGUCAAAACACAAAUACUCCAGUGAUGAUUUAACUUCUUCCAGUAGACCUAAUGGCAGCAGUCUGUUCACUUCCAUCUCCUCCAGCAAAAAACAUAAGACGGAGAAUCAGUUGCAGCCCCAUGCUGGAGACCUUGCUAAAACAGUGCACAACAGCUCAGAAAACAUUCUCUUCUGUAAUAAACCACGACCCCAGACAGAACCAUGGUCACCAUUAUCCAAUGGGCACAGAGACUGCAGGAGACAAAAGCUCAUCUUUGAUGAUAUGCCACGCAGUGCGGAUUAUUUUAUGCAAGAAGCCAAACGGAUGAAACAUAAAGCAGAUGCUAUGGUGGAAAAAUUUGGAAAAGCUUUGAAUUAUGCUGAAGCAGCCUUGUCAUUUAUUGAGUGUGGAAAUGCAAUGGAGCAAGGCCCAAUGGAAUCUAAAUCUCCCUAUACAAUGUACUCAGAAACAGUGGAACUCAUCAGGUAUGCUAUGAGACUAAAAACUCACUCAGGUCCAAAUGCCACUCCAGAGGACAAACAAUUAGCUGCAUUGUGUUACCGCUGUCUGGCUCUCCUGUAUUGGCGGAUGUUUCGACUCAAAAGGGACCAUGCUGUAAAGUAUUCGAAAGCACUUAUUGACUAUUUCAAGAAUUCAUCUAAAGCUGCCCAGGCCCCAUCUCCAUGGGGUGCCAGUGGAAAGAGCACAGGAACUCCAUCCCCCAUGUCUCCCAACCCUUCUCCAGUCAGCUCGGUGGGAUCUCAGGGGAGUCUCUCAAGCACUAGCACCCCUUCGCCAUCAUCCAUAAUUAGCAUUCCACAUAGGAUCCAUCAGAUGGCAGCCAACCAUGUCAGCAUCACCAACAGCAUUCUACACAGCUAUGACUACUGGGAGAUGGCAGACAACCUCGCCAAGGAGAAUAGAGAGUUCUUUAAUGAUCUGGAUUUGCUGAUGGGGCCUGUCACCCUGCAUAGCAGUAUGGAACACCUAGUUCAGUACUCCCAGCAAGGACUGCAUUGGCUGCGAAAUAGUGUUCACUCAUCAUAGUGAUUGCGUGCCAUUUAGCCAGACUGUGUAAUAAUCUCCCAUGGACUGUUCAAUUAUUCUGGACACUGUGCUACCGAAAUUCUCAGUCACAGCAUUUAUCCAAAUGAAGGUGAAUAUUUCUUCAGCAUCGAACAAUGAUAUUUUUCUAGGGCGUGUGUGUGUGUGUGUGUGUGUGUGUGUAUUUGUAAGUGUGGGUAUGUCUGAGGUUGUCUGUGUAUAUUUGUAAAAUAUAUGCAGCUCUUCAGAAUUCAUCUUCUCCUGUAGUCCCCAUAACCUUAGGAUAGACAGAAGUGAUCAGAGGUGUCAGAUUAGGGAAAAUGCACACAUACAUUCAUACAUACAUACAUACACACACACACAAACACACACACCCCAUUUGCUUUCUAUUUCAAUAUUAUACCUUGGAUUCUUAGAAAAUUCAGCCAAAAUCUCAUGGGUUAGUUAAUCAAGUGCAAUAAAGCACAUUGAAAGCUUGACUGCCAGUUUAGAUGCUCCUAGAACAUACGUUAUUGAUCUUUUUCUCAGUCUUAAUGUACUAUCUUCCCCCUACUUGCAGAUUGGUGUGAGUUGAUGAGUAAUUGAAAAACAGAGUUGAAUAUGUUGUUUUUUGUGCAGGAAGUUUCAGUGGAUUUCAUGUUACCUUAAUUAUUGCUCUUUUCUAUUAUAACUUUACCUGUCUUUCAGCCUUAUUAUCACCUAAAAAAUACAACAGUAAGCAAAAGAGAUUUUUUCCUAAUUACCUUCCUCUUCCUUCCCCUGCCCCCCCCCCCAAUUAGAGUGGUAGUAAUGGCACUGAAAUGAACAAAAGAAAAAAUCUAACGGCUUGGAACCUAAAUGGAUAUUAAAAACAUGUAGCAAGGCUUUGCAGCUGAAAAGCAGAAUUCACUUACACAGGUGACAUCAGACACACAUAUACAUACAUUUUCAGUUCUCUGUCUCUUUUGUAAUGGCCAUAUGGAGCAAUGUCUUAUCUAACUGCCAGAAAUUUUAAAAGUCUUUUCCAUGAUAGCUUUCUUGCAAAUGUAGGCCAAAUCGAGACAUAACCUAGACUGUCUCCUUACCAAAAGUCUGGGUUUGCUGCUUAUCAUGCUAAGAACCAUUACUAUAAUAAUUCCAUAUAAUCCUCUCACUCUUCUUGCAUAAUCCACUAGUGCAAGGCUUUAAUAUUUCUUGAUUUGGGAAACAUUUCCAGUCACUGUUGACAAGCUGCCUUUUAUUGAGGAGAGGGCUGAAGGGUGGUGUUAAUCCUGCAACAAAAACGGUUUUGUUGGGGUCAACAGAGAUCAAUGCCUAUUUGUAUCAUCUGUAGUAAGUCAUAUGCAUACUUCCCUUUGCCAUCAGUACAUUUCUGUUUAUUAUUAGCUUUAUGUUCACUCUUUUGACAUCUUUUAUUAUUUUCAGUUUUCAUUGGAAAUACAGCCUUAAUCAGAUUUUGUCACUUCUAAUUUGAGCUUUGGAGUUGAGAAAAUGUCCCAGGAAAAAAAAACCUUUGGGUCAUAAAAAAUAGCCAUAUCUUUCCAAAGCCUAACAUGUCCAAACUCUGUGUAUGUGUGUGUUUAUACAUGUGUGUAUAUUUUAUAUCUGUGUAAUGCAUCCUACUGAUAGCACCAUUGCAUACAUAUCAGUUCACCCUAAAGAAGGGAUAUGAUACAGUAUGUUGCUUAAACUAUUUCAAGGCAGUAGAGCUAAAAGGGAUUUAGAAGAGAUGCUGAUGUACACCCAGCCUCUAGGUACUGAUGUUCUCAUUCCUUUGGUUGUGGCAUGUUUCACAUUCGUCAGCCUGAUAUUUAGUUGGAAGGUCAAGUCCACCAAAAUUUCUUAGCUCUCUUUACUCGUUUCAAGUUGUGUAAAUGUUAGAGCCAUUUUGGUGAUGAUUUUGAAGUUAAUUUGGAAGUUUAUGCCUCAGUGAGUGAGGGGCUUACCAAACUUUUCUUGGGCUUUUGUCUCAGUGUGUUUGGGUUAUAUUAACUCAGUAUUAUUUUUUUCAAUAUUCAUUUCACCUUGUGUGCUGCAUAGAUUUUCAUAGGUACUUCUGACCUAUUGGCACAUCUCUACAAUUCUGUCCUCUUUUGGAAACUUUAGUUGCAUAUGUAGAAUUUAGAGUCAUACAUUUUUUUUUAAUCCUUAUGAACUCUGAAGAAAGGUUAGACCUCUCUCAUACAUCCAUAGAGAUGCUUUGCAGCACUCUUCUAUGAUGCUGUAACAUAGUUUGCGUCACAAGUAUCUCUGCUAAGUCUUUUUUAAGUUAUGUACGUUUUUUGUUUUUUGUUUUGUUUCUGGUAAAUCCCCGAUCUAAUCAUGAAACUGAAUUAAAUGAGGGAGUAUACUUAGACUAAUUAUGUUAACAACGUUUUGGUUGGUGACUUGGCAAUCAUUAUUUCAAACAAGGCUUUUAGCAGUGGGUCAUUUUGGUGAUGAUUAGAGUAGAUGAUUAUAUCACAGGUGUUUGUUUCCUCUGCCCUAAAUGGUGAGGCAAUAGCAUCUGUUUCAUUUGGAAACAGAAGAACUGUGACAGAAGAAAAUUUUAGUGACUGGUCUUCUCUUGAUUGCUGUUUAUAAAAGUCAUUCCUAUCCUAUCCUUUUUCAUUCUUUUAAUAUUCUAUAUAUCUUUGCAUUUGACCUCUUUUUAAUUUUGAAGACAAAUUCUGUUCUCAGGAACCAAAUAUGGGCUUGAUUGAGGUCAAGCCCUCUACAACUUUACUAGGAGCUUGUCCUUAAUCACGAUGACAGAAUUACCUUCAAAUGGGAGUAAUCCAAAUAUAUCCCAUGCCAAAAUCUGGCAUUUGUUAUACAUUCCUUAAGAAAUAUUUUGAUUAGAUAUGCCUUCGCAAAUCAGACUUGUGUAGAAUUAUGCAAAGAGAGAGAGAUUUGGUUAAAAAAAUACUUCUUAAUAUUGUAGAUAGGAACUCAGUCCCACAAAAUGAAGAAGAUGGAAUAAUAAGUUGAAGUGCUUUCAAAUUGUUUACCACAUUUAAGCACAUGAAAUGCAAUACAAGGAAACUUUCUGCACUAAAAAUCAAUUAUCAUAUUUAUAACAAUUAUAUAUGCAUUGCAUCAUGAUGUGUACGUUUCUGGCACUCCAUACAUAAUAUACAGUUUGUAUAAAUGAAUACAUUUAAAUAUAAUGUAUACAAUACAGCUAAACCAUAAAAAUAUAGUCAGCCUGAAGGAUAUUACUAGUGCCUAAAUAUUGAGUACAUGUCACUGGAUGUUCAUUUCACCUUGGAAGUGCAGUAAUUGUUACAAAAUUAAUUAGUGCAGCUAAUCAUAAAUUAAGAUUACAUCUUUGAAACUGUGCAGUAGUAUUUAUGUAUAAUAUAUAUGAAGUAUAUAUACACAUGUAUACAUGUAUAUUUUUAAAUAACAUUUUUCCACAGUUUUCACAGUUUUUCCAGAGCUACUGUUAAAAAAAAAAUCUAUAUUACACAAAAAAAGCAGAAUUUUUUUUUCCUAAGGAAGUAGACACUCUGCACACCCAGUUAACAUUGUGGUUUAUCUGUUUCUAGAUACCCAAGAGACUUUAGCAGUCACCAGCCUUAAUGCAUGUACAGAAUAUUCUUGUGAUUUAUCUGUGUUUUUUUUUAAUCCUCAUGAAAUUGGAAUUUAUAAACAUGUCUGCCUUUCUGAGGUUGCAGAUGUUACAUUAAGUGGUUUAUGCUGUAAAAUGGGAGAAGUUGAAUUGUAAGUAAAGAAUAUCAACUGAAUUCCAUAAAUUUUUAUAAGAAAAAUUCAAAAUUGAAAUGUUUUUCAAAUCAGUAUCUUUCAUUCAUGAAGCAUCCUUUUUACGCAUAGUUUUAUUGAAUACCCACUAGAUAAUUAGCAUAAUAUGCCUAAUUCUUGAUGCAAAGAUAUAUAUUCUCUUCAUGAAUUCUACCGUUCCUUCCUUAUGCUGCCCCUCCAAGCCUUCUACAGGCCCUCUAUACAUACGCACACACGUACAUAUACACACACGCCUAAUUCACCAGAGAACUGUCCAAAAGAAACAAAAGGCCUCAAAAAUGCAUGUUUACACAUGUAUUUUUGAGUCUAACUGAUAUAUAUUGAUUUAUUCCUGAAGUACUAGCUCGUUAUCUCGCGUCAGUGCCGAAAUGAGGUGUCUGAGCUCAUCUUAAGCUGAAGGAGCAAAUGACUUGACUUGCAGUGUGCCAUUUUCCAACUCCUGACACCAUUAUACUUUUGCUAGCCUUUUAAAAAAAAAAUUUAAUGUGAACUUUUAAUGGAAGAAAAUGCAGGUAUUAGAACAGUGACUUGGCAUGCUAUGUCCUCCUGUGUAGGAAAAAGAACUUUAAAAAAAUUACAUCUUAAGGCUCUCCCUUCAGAAACCUCUCUUUCUACCUUUGUCCAUUUCAACAAAGUUAUUUCAAGCCCUUUCACUUUUUGUCCUGCCAUACUUCUUUGAGCUAUUCUCAAAUAUCUGGCCAAAAAGUAGCAAUGGGUGACUUUCAGAGGUUACAUUCAGCUAGUCAGAUGGGUUCAGUUAAUCCCUCAGCAGGGCCCUGGGCACAAUGACCAUGAAGGACUGGGUCAUUCUCCGAAAAAAGAGGGAGAGAAUACUUUGCAUUCCUUUCACUAGAGAUCUUCCAAUGAGGAGGUAUCCUUCGGAGAUAAUGUGUCCUUUGGACAGUGGUGUUUCCCACCUUGGAUUAAACUUGAAUGAGGGCUAAACUCCAACAGAAUCACUUUCUGUUUUGCAGCGCUUCCAUUUUAACUGAAACUUGGAACCAGUGGAGAUUCACAAAAUAUAAAAAGAAAAGUGAAAACCAAUAAUAAAUAAAACUGAAUUUCAAA
Molecule: messenger RNA, 8866 nt
Organism: Vombatus ursinus (common wombat)
Lineage: Eukaryota; Metazoa; Chordata; Mammalia; Diprotodontia; Vombatidae
Gene: AFF3
Product: AF4/FMR2 family member 3
Exons: 21
Coding region: 92-4078 (1328 amino acids)
Biological process (GO): regulation of gene expression
Cellular component (GO): nucleus; super elongation complex
Source: RefSeq, a predicted model, not a curated record